Messenger RNA from Tachysurus fulvidraco (yellow catfish), 1739 nucleotides. RefSeq names its product 7-methylguanosine phosphate-specific 5'-nucleotidase-like. The coding region runs from base 150 to 1226 and encodes 358 amino acids. Gene Ontology annotation, cellular component: cytoplasm. NCBI's taxonomy places the organism in Eukaryota, Metazoa, Chordata, Actinopteri, Siluriformes, Bagridae. The record is from RefSeq and is a predicted model, not a curated record. Gene Ontology annotation, molecular function: 5'-nucleotidase activity; magnesium ion binding. The transcript has 9 exons.
UAGCUUUUGAUCAGGCGAAAUUCACAGCUACCUAAAUGCGGUUUUUUAUUUACACACAGGUUUCCUUAUUAAAGUCUUAACUCGUUUAUUUUCCUGUUGGGAAACACGGUGAUUAUUCAGGAUUAGAAACACGCAUAGUGCGGAUCAUUAUGUUUAAAAUGAUUCCGGAGCUGAACAAUGCGUCAGUGCGUAUGAGAGACCAAGGACGAGUGGAAACCAUCAUCAGCAACAUGCAGAGAGCAGGAGCUUCUACACUUCAGGUGAUCUCUGACUUUGACAUGACACUCACCAGAUUUGCUCAUAAAGGGAAACGCUGCCCUACAACACACAAUAUUCUUCACAACACCACUCUGAUUAGUGAGGAGUGUAAAGCAAAGAUGUCAGAUUUGGUGUCUUACUAUUAUCCCAUUGAGAUCGACAGCUCGAAGUCUGUCGAGGAGAAAAUUCCUCACAUGCAGGAGUGGUGGACGCAAGCUCACACUUUGCUCAUCAAGCAGCGAAUUAGGAAAGACCAGCUGGCUCAAGCUGUUAGAGAUUCAGGUGCCAUGUUGAGAGAAGGCUACAGGUCUUUCUUUGACGUGCUGAAGGAGAACGCUGUCCCACUGCUGAUCUUCUCGGCUGGAGUCGGAGAUAUUUUAGAGGAAGUGAUAAUCGGACAUGGUGUCUUCUCCUCAAACGUGCGUGUCUUCUCCAACUACAUGGACUACGACAAAGACGGUUUUGCGUGUGCAUUUAAGGGCGAGUUGAUCCACACGUUUAAUAAAAGAGAAGGAGCUCUGCAAAACAUACACCAGUUUGUACACGAUCGCACCAAUGUGCUGUUGCUGGGAGACUCCUUGGGAGACCUGGACAUGGCCGACGGCGUGCAAGACCUCGAAAACAUCCUGCGCAUCGGCUACCUCAACGACAAGGUUGAGGAGCGAAGAGAGGCAUAUGUCAGCUCUUAUGACAUUGUGCUGGAGGAAGACGAGACGCUGGACGUCCCAAACGCAAUUCUCUACUACAUCACAGCAGGAGAAGGCAGUCAGAAACAUGAGACACGUGUUGAGACGCCUCACUGUCAGAAACGUAACCUGCCCGAGGACACACCUGUUGAGACGUCUUACUGUCAGAAACAUUACCUCCCCGGGGAGACGUGUGUUGGGAUGCCCCACUGUCAGAAACGUCAGAAAUGCUCCUCAGCUAAAGGGACACCAGCAUCCCAGCCGCUAGCCAAACAAGAAUAAGCUAAAAGUCUACAAAAAAAACUACAGUAGUUUUAAAUUAUUCUCCUUUUUUGUGUCUCAUCUCAUCUGUCAUAUUUUGUUUUUUUCUAAGACAUUUCAUUUUGAAUUUGAUUUUUAUAAAUUGUUUAUAAAAAAUCCAUUACAUAUUCAGUGGCACUGUGUUCACAGAAUUUUAUUCAUUAGGUUUUUCUUCUUUUUUACCUACUAAUUCCUUUGGCAUAAAAUUAUAUUUAAAAUACUGUACAAACACACACCGGACAUUUUACCAUCCAGAAGAAACAUUUGCACCUCUUUUCACAUACACUUUUUACUGUCUUACAACUGAAAUAAGGAAACUUUUUAGUAGGUCAUGUUUCAAUGAAUAUUAAAUGUUAAAAGCUGUAGUGUAUCGUGUUUAUGUCCCUCUGCUGGCCGUCAGGUAAACUGCAGUAACCUUUCGGCUUUUAAACACAGAAAGUCAUUUAUUCAGAUUAUUGUACAAUAAAAAAAUCUAACACUGUAGAGUCAACAAAA